AUGUCAAUCAUAAAUUUAGAGCUCUUACAAAAAGUCAUUGAACUAAUAAACAGUCAACCCUCCAUUUAUCAGCAAUUGAACUCAUCAGAACUUGAUAAAGGAAUAGAUCUCAUUGAUAUCUAUUCUGUUUAUGGAGAUGUAGAUUAAAAUAUAUAUGAAGAACCAGGCGAAAUUCAAUUCAAUUUUGUCAUGGAACAAGAGCAGCCAUUCGAAGAAGUCAAAGAAAGCAUCCCGAUAUAGAAUACCAAAAAAUAAACAAUCACUUUGGAUUACAUUAAAAAUUAUGAUAAAUGCGAUCAAAUAUUUAGAACAAUAGCUGAAACCUAGGGAGAACUGGAAGUAUUCUUGGAUAGGAAUCAAGAAAUAUACAGAUAGUUUAAAAUUUGGAAUGAUUAAUUAAACUAUGGAGAACUUUACUCAAAAGACCCUAAGUACAUAGAGAAGAUCAAAUUCACAUUGAUUCUUUUGUCUGAAUGGUUGAUUGCUGUAUGUUAUAAAUCACAAGUGAAAAAAAGGAUCUUAAUACAAACUUAAACUUAACCUAGAGUGUAAUACAAGGCAAAUAUAUUUUUGGAAUAUAUAUAUGAACCCAAGAAAAUAAAUGAAAGCAGAAGAACAAGUGAAGUGAAACGACAAGCAAUUCAUGAAAUCCUAUUAGCUGCAACUCCAGAUAUGGCGUAUGUUCUGUCUGAAGGGUUUAUUAUCUCAAAAUUAACUAAUUAAUUAAUUGCUCCUAUUUAGGGAAGCUAUUGCAAAAUAAAAGAUUGGCUGAUUGCUGUUCGUGGAGUGACAAACUUAAAUGUGAAGGAAUUUUAGGAAUUGCUUAAAAUCAGCAGAGAAUAUUUUUCUGAGCAGAGUACUAUUUGA
Molecule: messenger RNA, 867 nt
Organism: Paramecium tetraurelia
Lineage: Eukaryota; Ciliophora; Oligohymenophorea; Peniculida; Parameciidae
Exons: 2
Source: RefSeq, a predicted model, not a curated record